GCUGCGUGGAGAGAAGACGCUCUCAGAUCAGUCAGUGGCUUCAUGGAGUUAUGUACCUCUGAUCCGCCGCCAUGGAUUGCAAUCCGCGAUCACUCCUUCUCAUUUUACCUCUUUUGUUGUCCUGCGUUAUUCCUGCGUUUCCCAUCAUCUACCCCCCCAAUGAAGUCAACCUGUUAGACUCUAAAGCAAGCCAAGGGGAGUUAGGAUGGAUUUCCUACCCAACGCAUGGGUGGGAGGAGAUCAGUGGCGUGGAUGAGCACUACACUCCCAUCAGGACCUUCCAGGUCUGCAACGUGAUGGAGUACAGCCAGAACAACUGGCUGCGCACCAACUGGAUCCCUCGCCAGUCGGCCCAGAAGAUCUACGUGGAGCUGAAGUUCACCCUGAGGGACUGCAACUCCAUCCCGCUGGUCUUGGGCACCUGCAAGGAGACCUUCAACCUCCUCUACCAGGAGACAGACGACGACCAGGGAAGCCACUUCAGAGAACACCAGUUUACUAAGAUUGACACUAUCGCCGCUGACGAAAGUUUCACCCAAAUGGACCUCGGAGAUCGCAUUCUCAAGCUUAACACUGAGGUGCGCGAGGUUGGUCCCAUGACCAAGAAGGGCUUCUACCUGGCGUUCCAGGACGUGGGCGCCUGCGUAGCUUUAGUUUCAGUGAGGGUUUACUUCAAGAAGUGCCCUCACACUAUUAGGAAUCUGGCCUCUUUCCCUGAUACGGUGCCCAUGGACUCCCAGUCACUGGUGGAGGUCAAAGGCUUAUGUGUCAACCACUCCAAAGAGGAGGAGCCGCCGCGAAUGUACUGCAGCACAGAGGGGGAGUGGCUCGUACCUAUUGGGAAGUGUCUAUGUAACCCGGGUUACGAGGAGAGAAGCAACACCUGCCAAAUGUGCAGGGCGGGCUUCUACAAAUCUACUAUCGGAAAUAUGGAGUGUUCAAAGUGCCCGCCUCAUAGUUUCUCCCACCAUGAGGGGUCGCUGCACUGUGGCUGUGAGAAAAACUACUUCCGUGACGAGGGAGACCCUCCAUCCAUGGCCUGUACCCGACCCCCUUCAGCUCCUCGAAAUGUGAUCUCUUCCAUUAACGAGACCUCCGUUAUCCUGGACUGGAGCUGGCCAGAAGACGCUGGCGGGCGCAGGGAUGUCACCUUCAACGUCCUCUGCAAACGCUGCCGCGGGGAGCUCGCUAACGGCAGUAACGUUGGCAACCUGCGUUGCGAGCCUUGCCGGAGCAAUGUACACUUUCUGCCAAGAGCCAAGGGCCUCCAAAACACCACGGUGACGGUGGGAGACCUGCUAGCCCACACUAACUACACCUUUGAGAUCGAAGCACUGAACGGUGUGUCAUCGCUGGCACCCAAGAUGAGACAGUACGCCGCCGUCACCAUCACCACCAACCAAGCUGCUCCCUCCCCGGUAACAGUGAUCAGAAAGGAAAAGACGUCUCGGAACAGCGUCUCCCUGUCCUGGCAGCAGCCUGAAAGACCCAAUGGCAUUAUCCUCGACUAUGAGAUCAAAUACUACGAAAAGGAGGAGCAGGAGACCAGCUACACCAUCCUCCGUGCUCGGGGUUGUAAUGUGACUCUGAAUGGUCUGAAGCCCAACACCGCCUACCUGCUGCAGAUCAGAGCUCGCACAGCUGCAGGAUAUGGAGCCAGCAGCCCCAGUUUCCAGUUUGAGACCAGCCCUGACUCAGCCUUCUCCAUCUCCAGUGAGAGCAGCCAGGUUGUUCUGAUCGCCAUUUCCUCCGCUGUGGCCAUCAUCCUCCUCACUGUGCUGCUCUACGUCCUGAUUGGCAGGUUCUGUUGCCACAGCAAAUCCAAACAUCCCGAUGAGAAAAGGCUGCACUUUGGCAACGGCCACUUGCGUCUCCCGGGUAUCAGGACCUAUGUGGACCCUCACACAUAUGAGGACCCGAGCCAGGCUGUGCACGAGUUUGCAAAGGAGCUGGAUGCCUCCUGCAUCGCCAUCGACAAAGUGGUGGGAGCAGGAGAGUUUGGCGAGGUGUGCAGUGGUCGACUGAAGCUGCCGAGCAAGAAGGAGAUCUGUGUGGCCAUCAAGACCCUUAAAGGAGGAUACACAGACAAGCAGAGGCGGGACUUCCUCGCCGAGGCGUCAAUCAUGGGACAGUUUGACCACCCCAACAUCAUCAGGCUGGAGGGGGUGGUAACACGCAGUAAACCCGUCAUGAUUGUCACAGAAUACAUGGAGAACGGAUCCCUCGACAGUUUCUUGAGAAAACAUGAUGCCCAGUUUACAGGCAUCCAGCUGGUUGGCAUGCUGCGUGGCAUCGCCUCGGGCAUGAAGUAUCUGUCAGACAUGGGCUACGUUCACCGAGACCUGGCGGCUCGAAACAUCCUGGUCAACAGCAACCUGGUGUGUAAAGUGUCCGACUUCGGCCUGUCCCGAGUCCUGGAGGACGACCCGGAGGCUGCCUACACCACCAGGGGAGGUAAGAUCCCCAUCCGGUGGACAGCUCCGGAGGCUAUUGCUUACAGGAAGUUUACAUCAGCCAGUGAUGCGUGGAGUUAUGGCAUUGUGCUCUGGGAAGUGAUGUCAUAUGGGGAACGGCCAUACUGGGAGAUGUCCAAUCAGGAUGUAAUAAAGGCUGUAGAUGAAGGAUACCGCCUCCCCCCACCCAUGGACUGCCCGGCUACCCUUUACCAGCUGAUGUUGGACUGCUGGCAGAAGGAGAGGAAUAACCGGCCUAAGUUUGAACAGAUCGUCAGCAUCCUGGAUAAACUCAUUCGCAACCCUGGUAGCCUCAAAAUCACGGCCAACACCACAUCCAGGCCGGCCAACUUGUUGUUGGACAGAAGCAGUUCAGAGGUUCCAGCUAUGGGGACGCUGGGUGAAUGGAUGGAUGGAAUGAGGACCUUGCCCUGCAAAGAGGCCUUCUCUGGGGUCAGCUACAGCUCCUGUGACACACUGGCCAAGACCUCCACCGAUAGAGUGGUUCUGACGGAGGUCCACGUCACACCGGCCACUUGCCCAGAAUGGGAGCCGUCCAUGGGAAUCACCACUCUCUAACGCCCAGCUCCUCUCAGCCUCCUCUGGCUCUGGAUGGGAUCUGAAAAAGGUUGGAGUGACUAUCGUCGGACCGCAGAAGAAAAUCGUGAGCAGCCUCAAAGCCCUAGAUUCCCACACCAAGAAUGGCCCAGUACCUGUUUAAGAAACGAACCUAAGGAGUAAAAACACGAGAGACCUGUCUGUCGCUGUGGUUGCUAAUCACAGUCUAACAGAGUGGCCUCAUAUGUAAACUGGAAACGGAUGGAAAUGGAGGAUGAAUAUCAUGUGAUUCAAAUGAGGGCUUUCGUUGUUUCGUUGAAAGACGAUAUCAAGUCUUGAAAGAGAAAUGGGAAAGCGUUCAGUGCAGACCUGCCAGCUAGUUAACUGGCUGACUCUUCAUCCAUCCGUCCCUCCAUGCCCAAGUUGAGAUGCCUUACAGACAAUUAGGAGGGUGGAAAGAGCUAAUUAAAACCAAGGAGGCCAGAGAUAACUUCCUAAGGAUACAAACUGGGACUGGACUGGGAUAAAGCCGGAGCUCUCCAGUAUUGGCUAGGCUGGACAGCAUUGCCUUCCCUUUACAGCUGAAAAGGGGACGGGCAUGCUCACAGGCUCCUCCCACCACGCCGACUAAGCAUCCUGCGGAACGAGGCGGUGAAACGCCUGAGAUGCGUCAUGUAGCAUGGCAGACAGCAGCAGCUCAUCCGGAUUUGGACCCUUCCUGGACUAAUGAGGGCUGAGGUGUGAUCAUUUUUGUUGUAACUACCUACAUUUAUUGUCUCUAUCCAUGAGAGAACUGAGCUGGAAUGGACACACCUAGACGUUAACCGAGCCAUCUUACUCUGUAGCUCUAACCUAUAGCAUUUGCAUUCAGUAGACAUGUCACAUAAAAGCAAUAAUUAUGAUAAUCAGUUUAAGUAGUCUCAUUGUUUGGAAGCCAUGAGUCUGUCACAUGUAUUGAAGGGGCCAUAACACACUUCACACACAGUAUUUCCUUUAUGGUUAUCUAUGUUCUAUGUGCUUAUGAACAGAUAUUGUACAGUUAUAAUGCUGUUCCCUCAACCCAAUGCCCUUUGUGUGAAAUCUCAGGAUGUGUACAUUAUUUGUUCUAUUUUCCCUAACAAGGGUAAACAGACAGAGGGAAUAGAGCAGAGACAGGAAUGAAAAGUGAAGGUUAAAAAAAGACAAAAGGGUAAAUCUGUAAGAGAGAAAUGCAUAAGAGGAAAAAGACAAUGAAAAAGAGAUGAAGUGAUGUCAUACAGGCCUCUGCCUCAGACAUUCGUGUUGUGUUUAAGGAAGUGUUUGAAUCCAGAAGUGAGUUUCUUCUUGAGUUUCUUCUUCAGGUGAGACAGGUUAGCAUCAUCCACCCCACACAACAGCAGGUAUCAUUUUCUUUCUUAGGAGUGGGUUUCGUUCUGCAUACGAAGGUUCAGAAGGUUGAGAUCAACACUGCUGAUCUGAGAGUGUUGUAGUCGUGCUUUAGCCUGAGUCCAUAACUUAUUAACAUAAGCCAUGUGGGAUCUGACAUUGGCUGUAAAAAAGAACUUAUUUCUGUUAUGAAAGUAAUCUUUGAAAUCCUGAUGUGUUUUAAUGCAAAAAGUAGAGGGCCUCCUCUAGCUGGGUUCGAUUGUGGUAGGAUCUCCAAUGAAAAAGCUCCAGUUUCGAUUCAUUUUCAACAAAGUCUUGUUUUUUUUUAUUGUGUUCUCAUUUGGGUUUUCUCAUCACUGCCCUAAACUAACAAGGUGUGAAAUGCACUGAAUGAAAUGGAACACUUUCCAAUAAGUGACUGCUUUCUGAGAUAGUUUCUCGUACAAUAUAUGUCCAGGAUGGGGUUUCUUAAAGGCACCAUAGAAUUUAGAUGGUCUUGGUACUCUGAAGUCCAACCUUAAAGAUUUUUGUCUCCUGCUUCGAUGUCACCCAGUCAAUCCCUCAGUGCAACACAUAAGCAGUAUUUCUAAACUGGCACGUUGGUACUUUGUGAAGUUGGAUGGGUAUUAUUUAACCACAAGGGUGCUACUGUUAAGCUUCUUCCAAGCACUUAAUAGACAAUAUUUGAGCACUUAGAAUGGAAAAGGUUUAAGGGUGCUCCAAUCCGGCGAUAUUUAUUGUGGUCUCUAUGAAGUCAGACCAGAAGAAGCAAAACACACGAGAAUUUUAACACAAGAAUAAACAGUUUCCCAUUCAUGAAAGUUCCUCAUCUCUUAAUUUUGAUACUUAACAUACAAUGCUGUUAUGAAUAGUUGCAUAAAUAAUGCCAAACGAUAAAUAUAUGGUUUCCAGCAAUUGGUGAUUUGCCCCAAAAAUUCUGAUUGGAGCACCCUUAGAAAUGUUAUUGCCUUGGUAUGGAUUAAGCCAAUCUAAUGGAAAGGGGUGAUGUUGGUGCUUUUGGGAAACCCAUCCCUGUUGAGUACGUCAGUCGGUCCUCUGUUACUUGGUCCACCUGUGGAUGCUGCUGUUGCUGCUAUGUGUUUCUAAUUAGCAUGUACAUAAUGUAAACCAUCGUAAUGAUAGCAGCUAGCGCUACAGAUCCCACUAUAUGUACAUGGCCAUCCCUCUUUGUACAAAUGUUUGUAUGUAUAAAAGAAUAAAUAAAAAUUGUGCAACAUUUUUAAUUAAAAAAAAGAGACAAAAAUCAUCUGUAUUAUAUUUUAUCUUAUUUUGGAUUAUAUUUGUCUGCUUUGUUUUUUCUACAAUAAAAAGGCAAUUAUGAUUACAUUAUUAUUUAUUUGUUAACAUUAUACAGCCCGAUGUUGAUCCUUUUUUUUGUAGCAUACAGUAAAUUAUGUGUCAGUGCUAUCUGUGUUUUGGUUUUUGACUUACUUUAUAAACCUGGGACAUCUGAGAGAGCAAUACUGUUAUGCACCCAAUAUCCAGAUCCUUCAUUCUCUGUCUGAAGACUGACCUGUGUGUCUGUGUGAGAGUUUACGUGUGCAAAUGUAGAUGGCCUUGUCUACUAAUGUAAAAUGAUUUGUA
Molecule: messenger RNA, 5981 nt
Organism: Anoplopoma fimbria (sablefish)
Lineage: Eukaryota; Metazoa; Chordata; Actinopteri; Perciformes; Anoplopomatidae
Gene: epha3
Product: eph receptor A3
Exons: 18
Coding region: 72-3032 (986 amino acids)
Biological process (GO): axon guidance; cell surface receptor protein tyrosine kinase signaling pathway; protein phosphorylation
Cellular component (GO): neuron projection; plasma membrane
Molecular function (GO): protein binding; transmembrane-ephrin receptor activity; ATP binding
Source: RefSeq, a predicted model, not a curated record